UCAUCAUAUCAUUAAAAACCCAUUAAACCGAGUGGUACUAUAAAUAGAGACGAAAGGUUCUUUCUUUCUUAAAGGUCUCUUCUUCCUCCGACUCUGUCUCCAACAACUUCCUUCUCUCCCUCUCUACUAACCGAGUCAUCACCAUGGCCAAGAAGAAGAACAACAGCAACAGCGAGAAAAAAGGAGACGGUGGGGGCGAUAAGAAAACGCCGUGUAUCACCGUCGUUUUGAAGGUCGAUAUGCAUUGCGAUGGCUGCGCUUCCAAAAUCGUCAAAUGCCUCCGUUCCUUCAAAGGCGUUGAGACGGUGAAAACAGAGUCAGAGAGUGGGAAGCUAACGGUGACGGGAGAAGUAGAUCCGGCUAAACUCCGGGAGACACUAGCAGAGAAGACAAAGAAGAAAGUCGAGCUGGUUUCUCCUCAGCCCAAAAAGGAGAAUAAGAACAAAAGCGAUGAUGACAAAAACAAAGAAAAGAAAUCAUCUGACGAGAAGAAACCCAAAGAGGCUCCGGUGACAACGGUGGUGUUGAAGCUGAACUUCCACUGUGACGGUUGUGUCGCUAACAUCCAAAAGACUGUCACUAAAACCAAAGGUGUGCACGGGAUGACAAUGGAGAAAGAGAAGCAGUUGGUGACGGUUAAAGGAACAAUGGAUGUGAAGAAGCUGGUGGAGAGUUUGUCGGAGAAGCUGAAACGUCCGGUGGAGAUCGUGCCGCCGAAGAAGGAUAAAGACAAAGAGAAUGGGUCUGGCGAUAAGAAGAAAGGCGGCGGGGAGGGGGUGAAUAUGAUGGAGUACGUGGCGGCUCAGCCUUACUACGAGUCAGCGUAUUACCCGGGUGGGCCAUAUGGAUAUUAUCCGGUUCAGGCCCACGCGCCUCAGAUGUUCAGUGAUGAGAAUCCGAAUGCUUGCGUCGUUAUGUGAUGGUAGACUUGUAAAUAUGCUUUUAAUCUUUGGGGUAUUUUCGGGAAAGACGAGUACUUUUGUUUAACUCUUUUUUGGUUUUCUACUAUAGUUUCGGUUUUGAAAUUUUCCUUUUUCUUAUGACCGGUUUAGUUAAGUUAAAAAUAAAUAUGCAAAUACUUCCUACGGUUAAGAAUAUUAUUACUUUUGUUCCUA
Messenger RNA from Raphanus sativus (radish), 1115 nucleotides. Its product is annotated as heavy metal-associated isoprenylated plant protein 3. The record is from RefSeq and is a predicted model, not a curated record. Bases 144 to 920 code for a protein of 258 amino acids. The transcript is spliced from 5 exons. Lineage: Eukaryota; Viridiplantae; Streptophyta; Magnoliopsida; Brassicales; Brassicaceae. Gene Ontology annotation, molecular function: metal ion binding.